AUGAAGUCGUUGAUCCUGGCAUUAAUUUGUAUCCACCUGUCAAAAGGUAUACAUAGAAUCAUUCUGAAGACAGGAAAAUCCAUUCGUGAAAAUAUGAGAGAAAAUGGAGUGUUGGAAGAAUUUUUAGAAAAAUACCAUAUUGACCCUGGAUUAAAAUAUCAGUUCAAUAAAUUUGGUGUUACAUAUGAACCAAUGACCAAUUAUUUGGACUCUUUUUACUUUGGAAAAAUAAGCAUUGGGACUCCACCACAAGAUUUUCUUGUUGCUUUGGACACCGGCUCUGGUGAUCUGUGGGUACCUUCUACAUACUGUACAACAAAGGCCUGUGGAAACCAUAAUCUAUUUAACCCAAAACAGUCAUCUACUUAUUACAGCUAUAGUGACCAAACCUACGUCCUGGGCUAUGGAUCUGGUGACUUGAGUAUAAUGCUAGGUUUUGAUACUGUACGGAUCCAGAAUAUUGUAGUUCAAAAGCAAGAGUUUGGAUUGAGUGUGAAUGAACCCACCCAACCCUUCUACUAUAGCUACUUUGAUGGCAUUUUGGGUUUGACCAAUCCUUCUCCAAAUUACGGGGGAUCAUACACACUCUUGCACCAGAUGAUGAGUCAAAACCAGAUUUCUGAACCCAUUUUUAGCUUUUACUUCUCACGCCAACCAACUUAUCAAUAUGGAGGAGAACUGAUAUUGGGAGGCAUUGACCCCCAGAUGUACACUGGGGAAAUUACCUGGGCCCCUAUGACUGACCAGGGUUACUGGCAGAUCGGUAUAGAAGAAUUUUCUAUUGGCAACAAGGCCACUGGCUGGUGCAGUGAAGGCUGCCAGGGCAUUGUGGACACGGGAACAUUUUUGCUAACUAUUCCACAACAAUAUUUAACGGAUUUCGUUCAGACUGUAAAUGAUGGUUACGAUGGUUCAUAUGCGGUGGACUGCAACAAUGUCCAGAAUAUGCCUACCAUUACCUUUUUCAUUAAUGGUUCCCAGUUCCCACUUCCUCCUUCUGCUUAUGUCUCCAAUAACAAUGGCCAGUGUUCACUUGCAAUUGAGCCAACAUAUGUGUCUUCCUCAACUGGGCAGCCUCUAUGGAUCCUGGGUGAUGUCUUCCUUAAAGAGUAUUAUUCUAUUUUUGACAUGGGAAACAACAGGGUUGGUUUGGCCCCAUCAGCCUAA
Protobothrops mucrosquamatus (brown spotted pit viper) is the source of this 1167-nucleotide messenger RNA. RefSeq names its product gastricsin-like. Lineage: Eukaryota; Metazoa; Chordata; Lepidosauria; Squamata; Viperidae. Bases 1 to 1167 code for a protein of 388 amino acids. The record is from RefSeq and is a predicted model, not a curated record. Gene Ontology annotation, biological process: proteolysis. The transcript is spliced from 9 exons. Gene Ontology annotation, molecular function: aspartic-type endopeptidase activity.